GAGUGUAAACGACUAAAUAUUGGAUUCCACGUUAUAUUUGAAACUGGCACACCUAAGCCAAAGACUGGUGAGAAGCGGAAAGCCGAUUGUGAACCCCCUUCAAAUGGCAAUGCGGAUAGAAAAUUUGCACCUCUGAUUAACUUUCUCAAGAAAAUUGGAGCCAGAGUGGUUGAUGCUCAUAAUGUAAUCCCAGUGUGGUUCGCCUCGGAUAAAGUGGAGUAUGCCGCACGUACAAUCCGCCCAAAGCUGCAUGAAAAAGCGAAAGAGCUCUUUACCGAUUUUCCACCCGUUGUGCCUCAUCCUCACGCCAAACAAACAGAGCCGGUUGAUUGGUGUGGAGUCGAAGAGUUCAUAACUGGUCGAGUGAACGAGACGGUUGAAGCUGUUGAAAAAUAUAAAGGGGGAGCAAAAGCAGGAUUCUUUCAGCUCUACACCUUUUUCCAUGCUCGUCUGCCAACUUACGAGAAAGAUCGAAAUGAUCCCACCAAGGAUUCCCUUAGCAAUCUUUCACCGUGGUUGCACUUCGGUAAGUUCAAUAUCUGA
Rodentolepis nana is the source of this 543-nucleotide messenger RNA. Lineage: Eukaryota; Metazoa; Platyhelminthes; Cestoda; Cyclophyllidea; Hymenolepididae. The record is from the annotation of a GenBank genome assembly.